AGUUGAGGAAAUUGUGGCCGGACAGGCUGUGAGGUAGUUCUGCUCCCUGUCACUGUCCUGCCGAUUUGUGACUGCUGAGCCCACGCACAGCUGAGAGUCUAAAGGAGAGAGAGGCCCAUCUGAGCCCUGCGUCCUAUGGCAAUGUUGUGGCGAGCUCUCACCUUCACACUUCUGUUCCUCAAGGGAUAUCAGGGCCAAGAAUGCGCAGAUUCUAUUGAUCCUGUGGUCAGCCUCUCAGGACUGCCUCUCUCGCUACGGCCUCCCCACACACAGAUGAAGGAACAGACUCUUGAAUGGAGGAUGCAGCUGCCCUCAUUUGAAAAGUGUAAAUUGAUACUGAAGUGGAAGAAUAAAAAUGUGAGCUAUACUUCAUGUGCCUCAGCGUAUUUCAAUAACACUCUCGAUUUUGAGAGUGAGAACUUGACUCUUCUCAUCAAGUCAGCGAAGCCACAGUACAGUGGACUCUACAAACUGGAGCUGACUAAUGUGAAUGGGACAGUUUCCUGUAUCCAGUUCAAGGUCUCUGUAUUUGAUCAUGUAGAGAAGCCCUGCCUGAAGGAAGAGUGGAAGGCAAUGGGUGAAGGAAAAUGCCUAGUGAAUCUCUUCUGCUUGGGCUCCAGGAAUGGCAAUGUGAGCUAUGCUUGGUACAGAGGGAACGAGAAGAUCUCGGCACUGAGAAACCUCUCCCAUCUGGUGGUGCAUCUCGAUGCUAAUGAGCUGGACAAAUAUACCUGCAAUGUCAGCAACCCGGCCAGCUGGGCAAGUGAAAGCCUCCACCUUACCCAGGGUUGUCUGGAACCCAGAUUUCCACUCUUGUUUGUGGUCAUCAUGAUUCUAGUCACAUUGUUUCUUGGAACCCUCACUUGCUUCUUUGUGUGGAAGAGGAAGAGGAAGCAAUCACAGUCCAGCCCACAGGAACUUCUGACAGUGUAUGAAGAUGUCAAGGAAAUCGGGAGGAAUCAAUAUUCUGAUUCCACACUGCCAUCGCAAGAAACUUCUGUUACCUUAUACUCAGUAAUACAGGUGUCCCAGAAGGCUAGACUCAAGAAGCAGAACCAAGAUCCUUCCUGCAGUUGCACCAUCUAUGAACAAGUUGGAAAUAGACCACUUGAGGCCCGUAACACUGCCCGAUUGAGUCGCAAAGAGCUCAGGAUCUUUGAUAUUUAUUCCUAGUUGCUGUAGCUGUUCUCACUUCUCUCCAUGUAAACGUCUGCUUUCAGAAUCAGUACUGUGUAUGACGCAGCCUGAGUCUCUGUGGAACAGUUCUUAGUCUGCAGAGGAUAUCGAAGCUUAUUCACGACCUAUGCUUUAUUUUGAAAACGAUUGUUGAACAGCCAUUACAAGAGCCAGGUUGUUGGAUCAUAUCUCUCAACUUGCAGACCAGACAAGAAUGAAUGGAGAGGUUGGGUGGGCCACACUCUGAGCACCUGUAAUCUAUACAGGGUCAUUAAGCUGUAGAUGCCUGUGCCCUAGUUUUCUAACCUGUUACUUAUUUGCUGAUCUGCGAUGACCUAGAAGCUUCUCUUGCCAAGGCUCACCUUCCAAAGCAAGAGCAAAGAAGACUGAUGGUGACUUGGAGGCCGUGAGCUGGUUGGCAGGUUCUCACAGCGGGGACCUAAGCUUCACUCAGACCCAAGGAGAAAACUUCCAACCCUGAUCUUACACCGUAAGCUCUGGCCAAUUGGUCACAAGAGGAAGUGGGGAAGAGUGAAUGCAGGUGGCAUAAAAACUAAGGUUAUCUUUGAGUAGGAAAAUCACCCCAAUCCCAGGGUGUCCUGUAACUGGGAAGUGAAAUCAGCUGUGUUCACAGUAAGGUGUUUGACUUACAAGGACUCUUUAUGGAUCCUUCUCUUCUUGGAGACUGGCUAGGUUGGCUUCCUCCUACAGAGAAGUGUAGACAGACCACAUUUAAAGCAAGCACCUUUUUCACAGAAGAAGAGGUUUCUCGGGAACCAUAUCUUACUUCAGUUCUGCCACCUGGAGAGAGAACUCAAACAAUUUUGUGCCAAGGAAAAGGCAGUUGGAAAGCAACACUGUUCUGGGCUUCCUGAUCUUCAGCCCAGCCUGCUUAGCAAGGUUCUGGGGAGCAUGACUGAGACUGGCUGAGCCUGGAAAGGAGAAAAGGGUGAGAGUGAACUGGGAAGGGACUAUUAGAGACCCCAACUGGUUAUACUGUUAAGAGGCUGCUUCUUCAAUUGACCCCACGCUGCACUUAAUGUAUGCAUU
Fukomys damarensis (Damara mole-rat) is the source of this 2226-nucleotide messenger RNA. It is a transcript of the gene Cd244, whose product is annotated as CD244 molecule. Gene Ontology annotation, biological process: natural killer cell activation involved in immune response. Gene Ontology annotation, molecular function: MHC class I protein binding. The record is from RefSeq and is a predicted model, not a curated record. Gene Ontology annotation, cellular component: external side of plasma membrane. The coding region runs from base 136 to 1173 and encodes 345 amino acids. The transcript is spliced from 8 exons. Lineage: Eukaryota; Metazoa; Chordata; Mammalia; Rodentia; Bathyergidae.